This is a messenger RNA of Piliocolobus tephrosceles (Ugandan red Colobus), 4361 nucleotides long. It is a transcript of the gene CASP1, whose product is annotated as caspase 1. Gene Ontology annotation, biological process: regulation of apoptotic process; regulation of inflammatory response; proteolysis. Gene Ontology annotation, cellular component: NLRP3 inflammasome complex; IPAF inflammasome complex; AIM2 inflammasome complex. Bases 426 to 1691 code for a protein of 421 amino acids. The transcript has 9 exons. Lineage: Eukaryota; Metazoa; Chordata; Mammalia; Primates; Cercopithecidae. The record is from RefSeq and is a predicted model, not a curated record. Gene Ontology annotation, molecular function: cysteine-type endopeptidase activity; caspase binding.
CCUUAAAUAAGAAAAGCUUUAAUUCUGGUGAAAAAUGUUUCCAUUUCCCUUAAAGCAAAAAUGUUUCACAGGGACAUACACUACCCACAACUUUCCCAAGAGCUGUGAGGUGGGGUCAAGGGAAGAGUGGUUCACAUACUCCAAAGGUUGUGUUACUUUACUCUGUCAAGCUUUCUAAUAAUUGAGAAACUCUUCAUUGUGUGAAUUUAACUGUACACAUACUUUUUCAAUCCUGUCUUAUUCUCCAAGCCCCAUUCCCCUCCUACCCUGAUCUAUCCAAGGGCUGGUGAAGAAAAUUUCCCAUGGAUACACAACCUGAUGUAGGCUACAGUUCUGAUUCUUUAAUGGAAAGAAAAGUAAAGACAUGCAUAUGCAUGUGCAGUGAGUGUUUCCCAAUACGUGUAUAGGCUCUGUCAAAAAGGAAGAUGAAGCAUACUUUCAGUUUCGGCCACACAAGAAGGGAGGAGAGAAAAGCCAUGGCUGACAAGGUCCUGAAGGAGAAGAGAAAGCUGUUUAUCCGUUCCAUGGGUGAAGGUACAAUAAAUGGCUUACUGGAUGAAUUAUUACAGACAAGGGUGCUGAACCAGGAAGAGAUGGAGAAGGUAAAAUGUGAAAAUGCUACAGUUAUGGAUAAGGCCCGAGCUGUGAUUGACUCUGUUAUUCACAAAGGGGCACAGGCAUCCCAAAUUUGCAUCACAUACAUUUGUGAAGAAGACAGGUACCUGGCAGGGACGCUGGGACUUUCAGCAGAUCAAACAUCUGGAAAUUCCCUUAAUAUGCAAGACUAUCAAGGAGUACUUUCUUCCUCUCCAGCUUCUCAGGCAAUGCAGGACAACCCAGCUAUGCCCACAUCCUCAGGCUCAAAAGGGAAUGUCAAGCUUUGCUCCCAAGAAGAAGCUCAAAGGAUAUGGAAAGAAAAGCCGGCAGAGAUUUAUCCAAUAAUGGUCAAGUCAAGCCGCACACGUCUUGCUCUCAUUAUCUGCAACGAAGAAUUUGACACUCUUUCUAGAAGAACUGGAGCUGAGGUUGACAUCACAGGCAUGACAAUGCUGCUACAAAAUCUGGGGUACAGAGUAGAUGUGAGAAAAAAUCUCACUGCUUCGGAAAUGACUACAGAGCUGGUGGCAUUUGCACACCGCCCAGAGCACAAGACCUCUGACAGCACCUUCCUGGUGUUCAUGUCUCAUGGUAUUCAGGAAGGCAUAUGUGGGAAGAAAUACUCUGAGCAAGUCCCAGAUGUAUUACAACUCAAUGCAAUCUUUACAAUGUUGAAUACCAGGAACUGCCCAAGUUUGAAGGACAAACCGAAGGUGAUCAUCAUCCAGGCCUGCCGUGGUGAGAACCAUGGUGUGGUGUGGUUAAAAGAUUCAGCAGGAGUUUCUGGAAACAUAUCUUUACCAACUACAGAAGAGUUUGAGGAUGAUGCUAUUAAGAAAGCCCACAUAGAGAAGGAUUUUAUUGCUUUCUGCUCUUCCACACCAGAUAACGUUUCUUGGAGACAUCCCACAAAGGGCUCUGUUUUUAUUAUAAGACUCAUUGAACAUAUACAAGAAUAUGCUUGUUCCUGUGAUGUGGAGGAAAUUUUCCGCAAGGUUCGACUUUCAUUUGAGCAGCCAGGUGGUAGAGUACAGAUGCCCACCACUGAAAGAGUGACUUUGACAAGAUGUUUCUACCUCUUCCCAGGACAUUAAAAUAAGGAAACUGUAUGAAUGUCUGUGCGCAGGUACAUGUGUAUGGUCGGGAGUGUGGGAAGGCUGAGGAAAGGGUACUGACAGUCCAUUUUAGUCAAGAACUCUAGGUCUACAGGCUCAGAAUCCUUAAUCCAAAAUUUUGAAUUUUGAAAUGCUCUAAAAUCCAACACUGUGUGAGCGCCUGCAUGAUAUUCAAAGGAAAUGUUUAUUGAAACAUUUCAAAUUAUAGAUUUUUGGAUUAGGGAUGCUAAACCAGUAAGUAUACUGCUGAAUUCCAAUAUACAAAAAUAUCUGAAAUUUGAAAUACUUCUGGUAGCAUGCAUUUCGGAUAAGGGAUAAUCAAACCAUAAUAUGAUAUACAGAAAAUACUGAAGUAAUGCCUUUCUUCUGGUCAGUGCAGAGCAUGUUCCUCUUCUGCCAAAGUUUUUCAUUUAGACCCCUUCUGAGAUUCAGCUGACUUUGGUCCACAAGUGGCUGUAAGACUAUGAACCCUCACUUUUAGAUGUUUCUGUCCUUCACCUCAGCAGGGUAUAUUUAAACACAGCAUGUGGUCUUUCCUUUUAAAAUUGUGUAUGUUCCCAUUGGUGGUAUAACUUUAUAACUUGCAUGUCUUUAACAGAAUGCUUUCCUAUGUUUAUUUAUUUUUAUUUAUUUAUUUUUCUCAUAGGAAGUGAAGAGAUCCUUCUGUAAAGGUUUUUGGAAUUAUGUCUGCUGAAUAAUAAACUUUUUUUUAGCUAAUAAAUCUGUUAGAAAAAUGAAAACUUGUCCUCAGUUUUCUAUCACACUGAAGAAACAGGGAUUGGAACUUAGAGCGACUAAGGAAUUUGGAGUGUUCGACUUAAUCUGUCAGACCCGAACUGGCUAUUGGCACCUUUCUUUCCCAGAACUUAAAGUAAAAUAAAAUAUAAAAAUUAAAAAAAGGAAAAUCAGACUUACAAACAUAGCAAUGUUAUGAAUUACUUUCUUGAACAAAAAUUUAUUUUGUGCCAUUUUUAAAAACAGUAAAAUAAUUUGCUGGGCUUUCUGCCUUGAGGAUGCGAUGUAAGUUACAGCAGGUGUCUGACUUCAAAUAAUUUAGAGUUCAGCAGGAGAGAUGGGGGAAAACAGCUAGUUUUGACAGUGACAGUGUAGUGUGGGAUUUCCCAAAUCCCACAGUUUACUACUGACCAAUCCAUGAACAGAACUUGCAUGUUUCUACCCUUUGCAAAAGUAUUUAAGACAAAGAAAUCAACACUAGACCCUCAGUAGUUCACAGACUCCUUGAAAAUGUAGGACAGCCAUCCAAAAUGAAGCACUUGGCAAAUGGCUCAUGACACCCUGAAGAAAAUCUAGGAUGCAUGGUGUGCACAAUGAAGUCCUGGUAUGGUGCAGAGAAAAUGAGUUUGGGGUGACAUCAUUCACUCAGUGAUGUUAAGAUUUAGGGAUGAUUCGAAGAACUACCCCUCUACUUGCAAAGAGUUUUUUCUAGUAUUAAACAUAUUAAAUGAGAGUUAAUUUCUGACUUUUUAAAAACCUUCAUAGUUGAACACAUUACAGUCUCUCUCUUUCUCUCUCUAUCUCUCUCUCUCUCUUCUUUUUUGCCUUUUAUUAACUGUUUUUCUGGGCAUAUUUAUUCUGUACUAUCAUGCACAUUCUACUACAACCUGAGACUACACUGUGAUCAGUCUUUGCUCAGAGAAUAUCAAAAAGCAGAAGUGAAUUGUCACCCUCAGUAAAAAUUAACUGUUAAAGCAGUUUUAGUCAGUUGAAGAACAGCAUUCCAGGAACUAGUUAAGAGGAUUCCUUCAGAACUAUCUCUAAUCAAAGGGUAAGAUGACAGGGAGAUGGGGAAGAGAAGACUCCAUCGUGAUUCCUCAGCAGAGUUUAAGCAAGAAAUACAUGUAUUGAGUAGACAACACUUUCCUUAUUUCUUUUUGUUGUUGUUGUUGAUUUUGUUGAGUAUCAGUUGGUUGUAGGUGUGUGGCUUUAUUUUGGGGUUCUCUAUUGUGUUCCCUUGAGCUAUGUGUCUGUAUUUUGUACCAGUACCUUCCUGUUGUGGCUACUGCACACUUCUAGCAUAACUUGAAGUCCAGUAACGUGAUACAUCCAUCUUUGUGAAAAGCAGUUUGGAGAUUUGCCAAAGAACGAAAAAAAGAACUAUCAUUUGUCCAAGCAUCCCAUUACUGACUGAAUCCUCAAGGGAAAAUAUACUGUUCUAUCACAAAGACAUGUGCUUUCAUGUUUGCCACAGCACUAUUCACCAUAGCCAAAAUCAUAGAAUCAACCCAGGUGCCCAUCAAUGGUGGACUGGAUUUAAAACAUGUAGUACACACUUACUAUGGAAUAUUACACAGCCAUAAAAAUGAAAUCCUGCCCUUCGCAGAAACAUGGAUGCAACUGGAGGCCAUUAUUCUAAGCAAAUUAAUGCAGAAACAGGAAAUCAAAUAUCAUAUAAUCUCACUUGCAAGUUCUAGCUAAAUACUGCAUACACAUGGACAUAAAGAUGGGAAUAACAGGCACGGGAAGCUACUAGAGGGAGGAGUAAAGGAAGAGGGCAAGAACUGAAAAACUAUGUACUGAGUGCUAUUCUCACUACCUAGGUGAUAGGUUAAAUUGUACCACGAACCUCUGCAUCACAUAAUAUACUCUUGUAACAAGCUUGCAUAUGUACCCCUGAAACGCAAAUAAAAA